Messenger RNA from Linepithema humile (Argentine ant), 2430 nucleotides. Its product is annotated as sorting nexin-29. Gene Ontology annotation, molecular function: phosphatidylinositol binding. The record is from RefSeq and is a predicted model, not a curated record. Lineage: Eukaryota; Metazoa; Arthropoda; Insecta; Hymenoptera; Formicidae.
CCCUUUCUCAUGCUGCUUGGCUGCUUACGCUCAAAUCUGGCGUCAUUGUUCCAAGCUGCUUGUGCUGCUUGCUGUUGCAAUUGGCAGUGAUGCGUACGAGAGGCAGUUCCGCCCCUACCGUCGCGUAUUUUUACGGUUUCUUUGUGACGACAAGACAAAUCUGUGUUUAAUGCCGUCAUGCGACGACGACGCGUCAAUUUCGUCGUGUCUCUAGAGUGAUGGGCGACUCUCUUCCGCGUAUUCCAGCAUAAUAUCCGCGGCCACCGUAUCGUGGAUCACUGAUGAACGCGAUCUUCGAUUGUGAAAGCGAAUCGAGGCAGUGAUCCUCACUGCGUCGUUUAAAUGGCUUUGCGUAUUAUGUCAGCGAUAGUACCGAAUACGCAGAACAUAGUAGAUCAUGCAGCUGAAAAGGAAAAGCUACUGGAAAAUCUGUUGGUCGCUGCGAAAGAAUGCCAUAUCAGGUUUGGUGGACGCGCAGAAUUAGCCACAGAAUCAGAAGCAUGUGUAGCGCAGCUCUGCCACAUAUUUGAAUUAAUUUUUAGUCACGGAUUAAAAACCAAUUACAUAGAAAAAAUCAACUCAGCAUUUAGACAUGUAUCAGACUUGGUCUCUGGCGGUAACGCGAGACCCGGUGUUAUAAUAGACGUAGCUUUCUGGCCAUGCAUAAAGGAACAACUCACUUGGCACGAACAAGAACGUUUUGGUACGUUGAGAAAGGUACAUACAGAUUAUGGUCGAGGCAGAGCGUGGCUGAGGGCUGUCUUGAAUGAAAGAUCGCUGGAACGGCACUUACAUGCUGUCAUAAAUCCUGACGCACUGUCUCUCUUUUAUGAGGAAUGGGCCUUUUUGCUUGAUCAGGAAAAGAGUUCUGUAUUACCUAAUGUAGCUGCAGGCCUCGGUACAAUUUUAUUUGCGAUAAGAACAGACAAUGAAGAACUUGAUGACCUAAAAGGAAAAGGAAUAGACAGAAACAGGAGUGAGCAGUCAGAACCGGUUAUUACUACAGUAAUUCCAGAGCCUUCCGCGUCUGAGCAGGACAAACGGAAAAAGAAAGUACCGACUCGUAUAAUUUCCUUUGACGACGAGAAUGAGGAAGAUGAGCGAAGAGAGGCUGCUACUUCUAUAAGCGCACCACCGACAUGCCCUAGUUCUCCAAUGACAAUGUCCACUAAAGAUUCUACUUCUCCAUGCUUAUCGGACACUCAACCUCAAGUUGAUUCGAACGAUAGUACUGUAGUCACAAAACUUCCGAACUGGGAACAACGCAGUGAGUCAUUCGAAGAAGAGAAAGUAUUAACCCCAAUAAUGGAUAUUGGAAAUAUGGGUGGCCUUGUACCUGUGUCGUCGCUCGAGCAAACAUUAGACGAUAUGUUAGUCACUCUGCCAAAUUACUUAGAUGACUCAUCAGAGGUAACAGAACCCGCAGUGGAGGCAACAGAACCAUUAGUUGGUUUAGAUUUCCACGUAGAUCCGGAGAAUUUGGACGUAGACACAUUACGCGUAAGACUCUUAGCAAUGACAGAAGUGCUUGAACAAGCUAGGGAAGAUGCUAUAUCGAGCAGAUUGCAGUUAGCUCGUUUUCAAAGACAACAUCAACAUUAUUUAGAAAGGCACGAAUUACAGUUGCAAACAUUGAACAGAGAGAAUGAACUUUUACGACAACAGUUGCGUAAGUAUGUCACCGCUGUUCAGAUGUUGAGAAGAGAUUCAAAUUCCACGACGAUAUCCGAGGAAGAUCCGACAUUGGAUUAUCACAGCGAGGCGCGACAAUACGAAGAGAAAUUGAUACAGGUCGCGGAUAUGCAUGCUGAAUUGAUGGAAUUUAAUGCCAGAUUGACAAUGCAGUUGACAAACAGAGACAGAUUAGUGAAAAUGCUGCAAACGGAAUUGGAAUGUCUCCGCGGACCGUUAAAUGAGGACGAUCUACCUUCGGAACCGCCGUGUCUUAUUCACAUAUGGAUUCCAUCGGCGUUUCUCACGGGGCAACCAUCUGACAUUCAUCAUGUUUAUCAAAUUUAUGUACGCAUAAGAGACACAGAAUGGAACAUUUACAGACGGUAUGCUCAAUUCUAUGCUCUUUAUAGAGAGCUAAAGAAACAUGACACUAUUGUUACGACUUUCGAAUUUCCACCGAAAAAAACAAUCGGAAAUAAGGAUGCAAAGUUCGUGGAAGACCGACGUCAAAAGCUGCAGCAAUGGUUACGGCGAGUCGUCGGCCGAGUAGCACAAUGUUCUCCCGCAUUUGCGUGUAGGCCGAGCAGGCAGACGCUCGUGUCUUUGAUGCCUUUCUUUGGUGAUAAUCCUAAUGCUGAGGAAUCGAGAAAAAAUAAUUCCACGAGAAGUACUUUUUCCUCUUCCCCUCAAUAUAUGGGUUUAUAAUCAUGACAAUUUUUAUAGACAAUUUGUACAUAUAUGAGAAAGUAAUUUUAA